AUGUUCUUGAAUCUCCUUGGUCGGGCUGUAUAUGGCCUCAUGCAACAUAAACUCUACUCUCUUGCUGGAAUCCUCAUCUUAACACUUGCUUACUGGACCCACGCCUACCUAACGAGCCCCUUCCGCAAACAAAAUAUCCCUGGCCCAUUUCUGGGCAAGUUCACGAAUGCCUAUCGCUGGUACUAUGUUAUGCGCCACACCUGGCACAGGGACUUGAUGGACCUGCACAAGAAGUAUGGCCCGCUCGUGUGGAUUGCACCGAACGAUAUCUCGGUCUCGGAUCCUAGUCUCAGGAAUGUGAUCUAUGGGUUUCAAAAUCAUAAGAAGGACUUUACGUUCUUCAGGAAGUCGCACUCGUACGAAACUGGGUCUAUCAAUCAGGAUUUUAGUUUUAUUUUCGAGCAAGACCCCGAGAAGGCUCGGCUGGGAAAGUAUUAUAUGUCGCAUUUUUAUUCGGAACAGGGGUUGUUGAAUCUUGAGGAGAAUUUUGAUAAGGCCGUGAAUGAGUUGAUCGAAGGUCUUGACAAACAUCAUGCGAGGACCGGGACUCCCUGCAAGAUGGUUGACUGGGCGGAGUUCUUCGCUUUGGACUUGGUUGCACAGAUUACGGUAGACCGGUCUGCGGGGUUUUGCCUUGCUGGUAAAGAUGUCAACAACGCGGCUUAUGGAAUGAGGGUUAUUAUCAAAACCGUUGGUGCUCUUAUGCCGUUGCCAUGGGUGUUGUCGGCUACUUCCCGUGCUAUCCGUCAGAAUCUUUUACUCAGGUUUUUGAUCAAUCUUUAUCGCAACGUGUUGCUCUUGCCGACAUUUACGUUUGAUACUGGGAUUGCGGAUCUUAAAACCCUGGGGGAGAAGAAUCCCAAACACCUCUUGGCGAAGUUUUACAAUGCGCAGAGUAAGAUGAGGGAGCACUAUCCUCAUGGCAACCAAGCGGAAGGCACAACCAUUCAAGUCUUCAACUUAAUUGCCGGCGCAGUGGGCGCAGUCCCGCAUACCCAGGUAAAACUAAUCCACGAACUCACCCUUCACCCUGAGAUCCUGCAAAAGGUUCGCGAGGAGCUCGCAACAACAGACAACACGUUUCACCUCGAAGACUUCAUCCGCCACAACGGCCGCCAAAACAAGUACCCUAUCUUCGAAUCCGCUGUGCGCGAGGCUGUACGUCUCUCGCCCGCCGUCGCCUUUUCCCUGUCCCGCAAGGUUCCCCCAUCCGGCUGCCAACUCCACCAAUACCACAUCCCGCCGGGCUACAACGUUGGCAUGGCCGCUUACCAGGUCAACUACGAUGAGGGCUACUUCGGCCCUGACGUUGCGCAGUUCCGCCCAGAGCGCUGGCUGGAGGACCACCCGACCGAGAUGCUCGAAGGUGAAAAGCGUAGUAUGAAGAACUACAUCGAGGCCGGCUGGCUUAGCUUUGGCUCUGGCGGGAGGGUGUGUAUUGGGAGACAUCUCGCCAUGUUCAUGAUGAUGAAGUUCACUGCUGCUGUAGUUCGCGAGUUUGAUAUUCGCGUUGUCAAGCAACCGGUGGAGCAUCACACGCUUGUUACUGAGAUGCUAGGAAUGGAGGUUUUGCUUAGCAGGAAGUGUGCCGUCCGAGUUGGUCAGCAUGAUGGGUAAAUAGGGAUGUGCGUCUGGCGGAUGGAUGCAGUAGAUAAAAAUGAGGGUGAUGGUUGAUGGCGGUUGAUGCAUGUUUUUCUUAUCGGAUUUCGGGACCGCUUUUUUUAUAUUCCUAUGUUUUUGACUAGAGGGUGGGCAACUAUGUUCGUUCUUUGCGCUGGGCAUGGGGAGUUUUGCUUCUUUUUAUUCGACCCAUUUACUUGCGUCUCUGUCCUUGAACAGCACUGGAAGAACCGGGUGGGGGGGAUUGUACAUUCAUUUUUUUCUCUUUGAAUAUAUUUUAAAUUCCCUUCGA
Molecule: messenger RNA, 1912 nt
Organism: Tuber melanosporum (Perigord truffle)
Lineage: Eukaryota; Fungi; Ascomycota; Pezizomycetes; Pezizales; Tuberaceae
Exons: 4
Coding region: 1-1617 (538 amino acids)
Molecular function (GO): oxidoreductase activity, acting on paired donors, with incorporation or reduction of molecular oxygen; heme binding; monooxygenase activity
Source: RefSeq, a predicted model, not a curated record